AUGCUAAAAAUUCAUUGCAGAAGCUACACUCCAGAAGAGAUUGCAAAGAAGACUGAUAAAAUUUGGCUAACCUUUUGGGCUUUGUCAUCGGACCAUGAAGCAUGCCAUCUAUUUUGCAGCUGUCAUGUUCAUUCACCAGCUAACAACAUAUAUGUAAAUUUCACGUUCAAUCGAAUACUUAAAAACACGGUGGGCCCGACAACAUGGGAUUGGAUAUAUGCCUAUGAACAUCUUUUGGGGGCUUGGAACCGGUGGCUUCACAAUGCCAAACAAUUCAAAUGUGCCUCCAGAAGAAUUGUAUGCUAUACAGCUGACACAGCUACAAGAAAUGGGAUUCUUUCACACACAUGAGAAUCGUCAACCACUGACACCCACCGCAGGUAAUGUUCAUGCCGCAUCUAAGAGUCUAUUUGGAAUUGUUGGUUAAUGUCAGAUAUGGAAUACUGAUUAAGUAAUUGAUGUCUUUUAGUUUAUCAUUUAAAUGUAAUGUCACAUUUUAGUGUAUGAUUUAUAUGGAUGUUUUUUUCUAGAGGAAGAAUAGCAAUGUAUUUACAAACUUGCAGGUAAGGCAUUACAUGCAAUUGUUCUUCCUUUCAUUGUCUGCAAUUGUGUCCGUUUGUAUCUUUCUACAUUUGUUUUUUUGGUGGAACAUCUUUUUUC
Molecule: messenger RNA, 660 nt
Organism: Lactuca virosa
Lineage: Eukaryota; Viridiplantae; Streptophyta; Magnoliopsida; Asterales; Asteraceae
Source: the annotation of a GenBank genome assembly